Messenger RNA from Cuscuta campestris, 1021 nucleotides. The record is from the annotation of a GenBank genome assembly. NCBI's taxonomy places the organism in Eukaryota, Viridiplantae, Streptophyta, Magnoliopsida, Solanales, Convolvulaceae.
GGUAUCAUGAUAUAGUGCCAUUUUUAUUGCUCAGGGUUUAAGGACCGGCCCUGCCACCGCUGAUUGUCAAUCUGAUGGCGGCGCCGGCGACAAACAAUAACGGCACAGCACCUUACCGGCCGUAUCGACAGAAGAAAGUCCUGGCGGCUCAUUCACGGGCCCUCUCCUGCGUGAAGUUCUCGAACGACGGCCAGCUCUUUGCCUCCGCCUCUUUGGACACAACCCUAAUUGUCUGGUCAUCCGAAACCCUAACGAAGCUCUCCCAUCUCGUGGGCCACUCCCACGGCGUGUCCGACCUGGCCUGGUCUCCCGACUCCACCUACAUCUGCUCCGCCUCCGACGACUGCACCAUCCGCAUCUGGGUCGCCAGCUCCGGCGAGUGCCGCAAGACCCUCCGCGGCCACACCAAUUUCGUCUUCUGCGUCAAUUUUAACCCCCAAUCCAACCUCAUCGCCUCCGGAUCAUUCGACGAGACCAUCCGGAUCUGGGAUGUGAAAACGGGCAAGUCUGUGCACGUGAUCCAGGCCCAUUCCCUGCCCGUCACCGCGGUGCAUUUCAACAAGGACGGCACUAUGCUUGUUUCCAGCAGCCAUGACGGCUCUUGUAAGACUUGGGACCCUACCACCGGCGCGUGCUUGAAGACCCUCAUAAAUGAUGUGGACCACCCCGUUUCGUUUGCCAAAUUCUCUCCCAAUGGCAAGUUCAUACUCGUCGCCACUCGCGAUGAUACUCUUGUGAGUUUAGCUUUCAACCCAUCUCUUAAAUUUCUGAUAUUUUCAAUUUUUGAAGAUCUUGUUUUCCUUUAUUACCGGAGUAUUUGUUAUUUGGCUUCUGUUUGAUUCUUGCGAGAGCAUAAAACACAUUCUUGAGCAUUCAAUCAAAAGUUUGACGUAGUUUUUGGGAACUAGAAUUCAUUUGAAAUUUCAUAAUUUCAAAUAUUGUAGGGAAUUCUUGCUGUGUUUACUUUUCUGUAUCUCAUUUUUUGUUAUUGGUGAUGUUUGAAGAAACUGUGGAAUUACGC